Messenger RNA from Rhodamnia argentea, 1169 nucleotides. RefSeq names its product NEP1-interacting protein 1-like. The transcript has 4 exons. The record is from RefSeq and is a predicted model, not a curated record. The coding region runs from base 238 to 876 and encodes 212 amino acids. Lineage: Eukaryota; Viridiplantae; Streptophyta; Magnoliopsida; Myrtales; Myrtaceae.
UUCUUGACCACCUGGAACACGACGUUCAUCUGCUUCGGCCAUUUUCUUCUCGCAUGCUUCAUGUUUUUGGGCUGACGGACUAUUGACCAAUUCCGCCCGCGGGAACGUUCGAAUGUGGCUGCGCUAUUUCCACGAUCUUUCGACGACGGCUUCGUAUUAAGGGGAUCCAACUUUGAACGCCAAGGCUUUAGUGUCAAGCUUCGUUCCGGGGGGGAGGUUCAGUUCAGGCUUCGUCUUAUGGAGAAGGUGCGGGUUUGGUGCUGCUGUGGAGUCUCUGCAAUCAUCUUCAGCGUCUCUUAUGCAGUCUCUGUCUUCUUCUUGGCUAUUGGAAGUACACUGGGAGCAUUCGCCGGAGUUCUGCUCGGCAUAAAAAGCCAGAGGGGCCUCUUCUGUAGCAUGGCGGUAGGAGCAAUUUCAGGCGGCGCGUUCUUGAUUAACGCCUUCAAAACAUCCGUUUCUUUCUGGUUCUCCGAUGAUUGUUCACCUGGCGACCUUCUUCGAUGGACUGACUGGACGGCAGAACUUGAUGCGGGAGAAUUAGUGCAACAGUUCUUGUAUAGUCUCACCCUGUUGAGAUUAGAGCAUACUCUGGCAUAUGCUGACAAUAUGAUUACCGAAAUCGUGGUAGACCCGGCCAAAAUAUCGAAGCGUUCAUUUAAAAGGAUUCAUAGGAUCAGGCUAACAGAGGACCACUUGAUGGAUUCUUCAGGAAAUAGAAACUCCUGCUCGAUAUGCCUUCAGGACUUCGAAUGCAAAGAUGUGGCGAGGAGGCUGCCUGCCUGUCGCCACUUGUUUCAUCUGUGUUGCAUCGACAAGUGGAUUUCCAAGCAAAGGUCUUGCCCUUUAUGUAGAAGUCCCAUAGUUCAGGUGAAUUAAUCAGGUUAUGCAUUCUUUCAGUCAGGUAGUUUAAGCAGGUCGCCAAUUCUUUCAUUUCUUGGUCUUGGUCUUGGUCGAUGGUGAACAUGCUAUAAGACAGCUUCUGUAUUGAAAACGCAACACCUGUAAACAUAUCCAAACAGAAGGGUCACAAAUUGUACUUAAACACAACUCCCUUCAUAUGUACCUUUUGUUAGGACAGGCUAAUAUGUCGACACUUGUCAAAGACAUUCAUGGACUUUGCUCAAGCAACUGUUGACAUGUCAUGUAUGCAUUUCCGCUUAUCCUUUUGG